Talaromyces rugulosus is the source of this 1371-nucleotide messenger RNA. RefSeq lists its product as uncharacterized. Gene Ontology annotation, biological process: sphingolipid biosynthetic process; inositol phosphoceramide metabolic process. The coding region runs from base 1 to 1371 and encodes 456 amino acids. Gene Ontology annotation, molecular function: inositol phosphoceramide synthase activity. NCBI's taxonomy places the organism in Eukaryota, Fungi, Ascomycota, Eurotiomycetes, Eurotiales, Trichocomaceae. The record is from RefSeq and is a predicted model, not a curated record. The transcript has 3 exons. Gene Ontology annotation, cellular component: inositol phosphoceramide synthase complex.
AUGGGUAUAGGGGCCGUGCUUGAACCUUUCACGGUCAUUGUCCUUCUAUUUGGAGGCACGUGGAUUAACCGUGAGAUCAACGUCCCACAACACUCCCCCGGAUCUUCACAGUCUCGCUCGCGAACUGGUGAGUCUGUAUUUUCGACGCCUCGAAACGAUGAAGACGUCGAUCUAGAGAGCUCCACGGAUGAUAAGGAGGCUUUUUUAACCACCAGGCCACUUUCGCCUUCCCUACUGGUCCAAGACGAGAAGCCAUGGAGAGAAAGGACGAUUGGAAGCGGGCAAUAUAAGCAGCAAGUUUCCUCACCCAAUACGGCCGUAUUUCGUUUUCGGAUGUUGAGCCGACUUCUCCGUAAAUUUCCAUUCUUGGUGGAAUGCUGGUACUGGGCAUUAGUAUACUGGACAUACCAGCUCGGCCGUGCUUUCACCGCUGUCACUUUGAAGGAAAACACCGUCGAUGUCGCCCGAGAACACGCGUUGCAGGUUAUCCGAAUCGAGCAGUCUCUUGGUAUUUUCGUCGAAGUUGAUAUCCAGCGCUUCUUUUUAAGCCACCCGUUGUUGAUGUCCUGGACAAACUGGAUCUAUUCAUUUAUCCAUAUCCCCGGUACCAUCGCCUUCUUGGUAUGGCUUUACUACUAUACCACAACCAAGACCUCAUUGGACAACCCAAAACACAGUCCUCUGAGCCACGAAAUCGACGGGUCGCCAUCGGGACCGCCGUUGUACGCUGCUCGUAGACGGACUCUGGCCGUCUGCAACCUCCUCGCUUUUAUUGUGUUCACUCUCUGGCCGUGCAUGCCCCCUCGAUUGUUGAGUGAUAAAGACGUCCCCGGAGAAAUUGGCGACCUUGCUCGUAGCUAUGCAUUCGAAGACACUGUGCACGGAAAGAAUGGUGCUGGAAGUGUUUGGACUGAAAAUAAAUUUUGCAAUCAAUAUGCCGCAAUGCCAUCAUUGCACUUUGGUUACUCUUUGAUGAUCGGUCUGACUAUCAUGACAAUACCUUUGCCACCUAAGUAUCGCCAACCAAAAACGCUUCACGCUACCCUCCCUAGAAACAUCAAUUUUCGACUCUCACUCCCAUCAUGGAGUCGUGUGUUCUGUCUAGUGAUUGGCUUUGCAUACCCACUCACCAUCCUGGCUGCCAUAAUCGCCACGGCCAACCACUUCGUUUUGGAUGCAGUCGCCGGUGCAGUUGUCUGCGUACUCGGAUGGCGGGCAAACUCGAUUCUAUUGAACUUGCUUCCUUUUGAAGACCAUUUUAUGUGGGCUCUGCGCCUACACAAACCAGAGAGACAUGUUGUCAACAUGUACGACUCACCUGAUGGGCAAAGUGACGAAAAGAUAGCGGCGCAUGCCACGUUUGUUAAUUAA